This is a messenger RNA of Manis pentadactyla (Chinese pangolin), 1808 nucleotides long. It is a transcript of the gene TMEM102, whose product is annotated as transmembrane protein 102. The record is from RefSeq and is a predicted model, not a curated record. NCBI's taxonomy places the organism in Eukaryota, Metazoa, Chordata, Mammalia, Pholidota, Manidae. The transcript has 3 exons. The coding region runs from base 262 to 1794 and encodes 510 amino acids.
UUAGGGGCGUGGCCUUGUGGGCAGCCGGAAGAAGUUACCUGUUGACUCGUUCUUUGCAUCCUUUUCCCAACUCUGCAGCUCCUCGUAACCGGGAAGCCGCUGAUCAUAAACCUCUUCCGGUAAAGAGACCCAUUGACGGACAGUGUCUACGGUAUUCAUCUCGGCCUCUGGAAGAGAGAAUAGGAGCGACUUUUCGGAAGCAAAGAACAGCCCAUUCUUUCUCUCGUCCGUGUUUUCCCUAUCCCAAAACGAUAGAACCGCAUGGCUUCCGCGGUCUGGGGAAGUGCUCCCUGGUGGGGCCCGCCGCCCCCAGCGCCAGCCCGGCCGCUCACGGACAUCGACUUCUGCUCCGGGGCGCAGUUGCAGGAACUAACCCAGCUGAUCGAGGAGCUGGGCGUGCAGGAGAGCUGGACUGACGGGUCCAAGCCGGGACCAGACCUCCUCCAGGCCAAGGACUUUGUCUUUUCCUUGCUUGGUCUUGUUCACCGCCGGGACCCCCGCUUUCCUCCCCAGGCGGAACUUCUGCUGCUUCGUGGCGGGAUUCGCGAGGGCUCUCUGGAUCUGGGGCCUGCUCCCUUAGGGCCCUACGCUCGCGGACCUCACUACGACGCUGGCUUCACACUCCUGGUGCCGGUGGUUUCGGUAGACGGCACUGGUCAGGAGCUGCAACUGGACGUGGAAUCCUGUUCUGCGUGGCUCUGCCUCCCAGAGCAAAUACGCGGAACCUCGGUCCGAGAGGCAUGGCAGGAUUGCCUAGGACCUCCAGUCUCACGAAGACGUGAUUCGAUCCACCCAACAGAAAGUGAAGGAUGUCUCAAGGACCAACAAAGGUCCGUGGGCCAGCUGCAUGGUUACGGCACUGAGCCUGGGCUGCACGUGUCUUUGGAGGAACAAUCUAGUAACGUUUACGGGCCUGAGUCGUCUCAGCAACACCUAACGGAUCUUUGCUUUCCUGCAACCUUGAAAAACCAAAAUGGUGACGUCACCAAAGCAACGGUCAUUAGCCCAGUCCCACAGCCUUCGGAAGUUUCGGAGGCAUGGCCCACAUUGUGCCCCGCUCAGGUGGCUGCGUGGUUCUUUGCUUCGCUGGCCGCGGUCGCUGAGUCCCUUUUCCCAGUCCCCAGUGCCCCACGCUUGGUCCACGCAGCUCGCCACGCAGGCUUCACCACCGUCCUGCUGGCUACGCCAGGGCCCCCGCGCCGCCUCUUGCUCUUCGACCUGGUCCCUGUGGUUUCUGUGGCCGGUUGGCCCGAGGGUGCUCGGAGCCAUUCGUGGGCCGGCCCGCUGGCCUCGGAGACUCCCUCCUUCUACCUGGUGCCUGGUGAAGGCACAGAGCGACCGGGCGCCUCUGGCUGGCAGCUCUGCUUCGCCCGCCAGGAGCUGGCGCUCAAGGCGCGCAUACCAGCUCCACUGCUGCAAGCGCACGCGGCAGCGCAGGCGUUGCUGCGACCGCUGGUGGCCGGGACACGAACCGCGGCGCCCUACCUCCUGCGGACGUUGCUCUACUGGGCUUGCGAGCGUCUGCCGGCGCUCUAUCUGGCGCGGCCCGAGAAUGCGGGCGCCUGCUGCCUCGGGCUGCUGGAUGAACUGGGUCGUGUGCUCGAGGCCGGGAUGCUGCCCCACUAUUUUCUGGGGGACAGAAAGCUCCGUGUGGGGGACGGCGCCGCUGCGUUGCUCGGGGCAUUGGCGCGGCUUCGCGGGGACCCUGCCGGGGUCUUGCGCGCGGCUGUAGAGGAGGCCAAGGCUGCGCGCAAGGGGGGCGGCUUAGCCGGCGUGGGAGGCGGGGCCCAUUAAAGACGCUGCUCCUA